Molecule: messenger RNA, 2258 nt
Organism: Asterias rubens (European starfish)
Lineage: Eukaryota; Metazoa; Echinodermata; Asteroidea; Forcipulatida; Asteriidae
Product: DNA-binding protein RFX6-like
Exons: 17
Biological process (GO): regulation of transcription by RNA polymerase II
Molecular function (GO): RNA polymerase II cis-regulatory region sequence-specific DNA binding; DNA-binding transcription factor activity, RNA polymerase II-specific
Source: RefSeq, a predicted model, not a curated record
AUGCCAAGCCAUGAAGAAGAUGGACACCAGACGGGACAUAUUGAUAAUGAUGGUGAACAAACCCAGACUGGACAGACCCAACUCCAAGACACACUCAAAUGGUUGAACGAGAACUACGAGAGGGCAGAGGGUAUAUGUCUACCAAGAUGUGUAUUAUACACGCAUUAUCUAGACUUGUGCAAAAAGAGGUUGUUUACUCCAGCUGGGGCAGCCACAUUCGGAAAGAUUAUUCGCCAGAUGUUUCCGAAGCUGACUACACGACGACUUGGAACACGAGGCCAAUCGAAGUACCAUUAUUAUGGCAUCGGAAUCAAGAAAACAUCUAUCUACUACCAUUCAGUGUAUUCUGGAAAGGGACUCACAAGAUUUUCAGAAACAAAAGUUAUAACUGAGGGGUCGGCUCGUAAAUUUUCUCUGAGCUCCAAGUCUGGAACCCUACUUCCUGAUUUUCUGAAGGCCGGAAAUUUGAUAAUAGAAGAGGAAAACAGCUCCGAAAAGGUGGAAACAUUUCUACUGAUGUACCAAACCCAUUGCCAGCGUAUUUUAGACACCGUUGUGUCUUCAAACUUUGAAGAGAUCCAGAACUUCUUACUUCACUUCUGGCAAGGAAUGCCGAAACAUAUGCAGCCACUUCUGUCAUGUGACGUCAUUAUUGACGUCAUUGCUUUAUGUGAUUCUGUUUUGUAUAAAGUUCUUAUAGAUGUGUUAAUACCAUCAAAGAUUCAGGAUAUACCAGAGGGAUUGCGUAUAGAUAUCUUAACAUUUGCUAAGAAAUUCCCCGUUUGGCUAGACAGCUCUUUGGAUCAAAUGAGCAAAAAACUUCGACUACGGAAAAUGAAAGUGUUGUCGUCAUUUGUAAGAAGUUUGCGUAGACAAGUUUCAUUUGUUCAUUUAGCACAGACAGCUAGAGGUGUGCUGUUAAAUCACGAAGCAGUCAAUCAAAUGACACGAGAUCUCGUUGAACUGAACUUGAGCGAAAACUUCAGCUACAAAGAUAUGAGCCAAUCAGUGAACAAUAUCGCUGAAGCAGUGCUACGAGAGUUUGAAAGUCUGUUGUCAAAGCAAGCUCCGUUGGAAGCAUUUGUUGAAUGGAUUGAUAGUCUUAUUGACAGAUUCGUAUUGAAGGAUGAUAAACUAUCCGAGUAUUCUGACCGUUCUGCUUCCUUUAUGCUGAAAUGGACUUUCUUCACUUCGAAGAUUGUCAGAGAUUUGACCCUGAAAAGUGCUGUUAGUUUCGGAUCACUGCACGUUGUCCACAUGAUGCUCACCGAGUAUACGUUUUUGGUGAUAGAAAGUCAACAUGACAAACAAACCCACGAGAAUAUGGUGAAUGUCGUACAAAGGAACAUGAAACAAACAGAGGAAAUCAGUACCAAAUCAACGAUCAGAUCUUCUAUACAGAGACCUUCUAAUGCCUCAGCAAAUGGUGCAAAAAACAAACGCAGGAAACUUUCUACUAAAACUGAAACAAGUCCUUCUAAAACGGACCCAUCUACGCUCAUUGGAGACACUCAGCCCAAGUUCACCGAGGACACCAACAUUAACACACAGCAUGAUGUCAAUAAUACAUCACUACUUGAACAGUACAGUGAAUCAUACCAAGCUAACACACUAGAUCAGGUCAACAGUUGUACAUUUCGGCCUUUUUGUCAGAAGAAGAAUCUGCAGCCAGUAAACAGCAACAUGCCAUACAAUGACAAUGAGCCACAAAUUGGAUACCCAUCUGUGUAUGGGAAUUACCCUCUUCAUUCCACUCUGGUAGACCCAUCCUACAAUAGCAGACAACAAUAUCAUCAUCACUUCCCUGUUACAUAUCCCAAGUGCACCUUAGCUUCAGAAGAAGGUCCUGAUUACUCUGUCUAUACAACCAAAAGAUAUGAGCUUCCAGGCACAGGUCAACAUCCGGGCUAUUUACCUCACGGGCAAUUAGACGGCUGUUACAUGAACUUCAGACCCAAUGACUCCCUGGAGGAUAUACACCGGCAUACUUACCUACGGUUUAAUUCAAGUUAUAAUGAUAUGAUAGGAUAUCAACCUCGACAUAUUAUGGCUCCAUCAUGGCUCCAUCCUAGCUCUGAUGGAUGUUUCCAAGAACCCACACUAUCUACAGUUGAAAAUGAAGCCACAAACAGUAGCUCUGCUGGAGGGAGUAGCAAUUCUCGUUUUAUGGAAAUAGUUCAUAGUGGAAGAGACCAAGCCGCUUCUUAUGAGACACCUGUUGAUUAUGACAUGAGUAAACUAUGCCCCGGUAACCCUUG